This is a messenger RNA of Magnusiomyces paraingens, 921 nucleotides long. RefSeq lists its product as uncharacterized. Gene Ontology annotation, cellular component: proteasome regulatory particle, lid subcomplex. Gene Ontology annotation, molecular function: proteasome binding; metallopeptidase activity; protein binding. The transcript is spliced from 3 exons. Bases 1 to 921 code for a protein of 306 amino acids. The record is from RefSeq and is a predicted model, not a curated record. Gene Ontology annotation, biological process: protein deubiquitination; proteasome-mediated ubiquitin-dependent protein catabolic process. Lineage: Eukaryota; Fungi; Ascomycota; Dipodascomycetes; Dipodascales; Dipodascaceae.
AUGAGUUUUAGAUUUACCGGAAUUCCAGGAAUGGGCAUGGGCACUCCUAUUGACGCCCCCGCCGUUGAUAACUCCGAAACCGUUUAUAUAUCGUCACUUGCUCUUCUUAAGAUGCUGAAGCAUGGUAGAGCUGGUGUUCCCAUGGAAGUUAUGGGCCUGAUGCUCGGCGAAUUUGUCGAUGAUUUCACAAUCCAUGUUGUUGAUGUUUUUGCUAUGCCUCAGAGUGGUACAGGUGUUAGUGUUGAAUCCGUUGACGAAGUUUUCCAAACACGCAUGACUGAGAUGCUCAAGCAAACUGGUCGCGACCAGAUCGUUGUUGGCUGGUACCACUCGCAUCCUGGUUUUGGAUGUUGGCUCUCGUCCGUCGAUGUUAACACUCAACAAUCUUUCGAGCGACUCCAAAAACGAUCUGUUGCUGUCGUCAUUGACCCUAUACAGUCAGUCCGCGGUAAAGUUGUGAUUGACGCUUUCCGUCUUAUCACCCCAACUGGUGCUUUUGGCAGCGAGCCUCGACAAACCACAUCCAACAUUGGCCACCUGAACAAGCCAUCUAUUCAGGCCCUUAUCCACGGUCUCAAUCGACACUAUUAUUCUAUUAAUAUUAAUUACAAGAAGACACCUCUGGAAGAACAAAUGCUUCUCAAUUUGCACAAGAGUGCAUGGACCUCUGGGCUCGAGAUUCCAGAUUACUCAAAACACACCCAUGAAAACCUGCAAGCAGUGCAACAAAUGGUCAAGCUGGCUGAUCUGUACACUACCCGUGUUAAGGAAGAAAAGGAACUUACUGAAGAUCAGCUCAAGACAAGAUAUGUCGGUAAGCAAGAUCCAAAGAAGCACCUUGAAGAUACCGUUGUCAACAGAAUGGAGGAAAACAUUGUAUCUUUACUAACCAGCAAUGUCGACAAAGUCUCGUUUCGUUAA